Telopea speciosissima is the source of this 492-nucleotide messenger RNA. RefSeq names its product small RNA-binding protein 11, chloroplastic. Gene Ontology annotation, molecular function: RNA binding. The transcript is spliced from 4 exons. The coding region runs from base 26 to 433 and encodes 135 amino acids. The record is from RefSeq and is a predicted model, not a curated record. Lineage: Eukaryota; Viridiplantae; Streptophyta; Magnoliopsida; Proteales; Proteaceae.
GCAGGAUCAGCUGUUGCUUGUACUCAUGGCGGCGUCUAGAAGAAUACUGCAUUUCUUCAGGCAUCUCUCUCGAUUAGACUGUAAUAACUCAUCUUCUCUUCGUCCCUCGCUCUUCAUCUGUUACAGAGGAAUCAGUUCGAAACUUUUCGUUGGAGGAUUAUCAUUUUACACCACAGAAAACUCAUUAUCAGAAGCAUUUUCACAGUAUGGUCAAGUGAUUGAAGCUAAAAUAGUGAUGGACAGAGUCUCUGACAGAUCCAAAGGUUUCGGAUUUGUUACCUACGCCUCUGAAAAUGAAGCUGAAAAUGCCCGAACUGAAAUGAAUGGCAAGGUACUCAAUGGUCGUGUUAUUUUUGUGGACAUUGCAAAAUCCAAGCGUGUCAGAGAGGGAAUGCCUAUAGCAAGAGGGCCACCGGAACCAAUUGACACUUGAUUGACAUUAUAUGACCCCUUGGUUGAUUUGUUAUUGCCCCUACCCUAACUUGCACAGCU